AUGGCCGGAUUCCUUGAAUCUUUGUGCGCAUCCCUUCCUCCCUCGGUGGUCUCAGCUCAUACAAUUGGCGAGACGCGUUUUAUAUAUAUGGUCAACGAAUACCAGUUACAGAGGGUCAAUUGCUGGUUCAUGCCCCCUCCACCUCAGGUCCGGGGAGUCAUGAUUGAUCAGCUGAGAAGUUCGAAGAUGAUGAUAUGGACAGUCUUUCUAGGGUUAAAGCUAUUUAAAUCCCUCGAUCAAGAUUCCUGCGAUUUGAGAUCGAGUGGAAGUAUCGGUUGGAUCGACAAACUCGAACAACGGAUCACCGUCACCUGCAAGAAAUUAUCCCUUAAGGAGAUGGCAGAUCGUCUUAUGGCUCAACUCGAAUUAACGUUCAUUAGUUUUGUGACGGUCGGGGUUCCUUUGGGAUAUAGUCUGCUUCGGAAAGCGCUACCGGGGUUUCUUCGUCUUGUAGCAGUCGAUCCAAAUCUCAUCUCAGAACACCCCAACGGGAGUUUGUUUAUCUCUUUCCCGCAAACUUUGGGGAUACCCCGGCAAGAACUCAACACAUUUAUUCUAUACGAUGCUGCCACAGCGUUUGCACUAGGAGUUCCGUCUCUAGCGGAGUAUGGUUAUGAUGGGAAAUGCGAUCCUACAUCUCACGGGUAUCAAUGCGUGCAUGGAGUCCCUGUCCCACUUGUCGAAAUCAUAUCGCAAGUCAACUCAUGGAGAGACGGAUCAAGAAUAGGUCUGGACGACUGGCAAACUCUGGAGAGUCGCGCGAUGGCUUGGCAGGGACAACCUUUGCCCAUAGAGGACGAAGAUCCAAAGGUGAAUGUUGCAAGGUUGGCAGUCCAAGAAAGUUGGAGAUAUGUAACUUUGGUUUAUCUUUAUAUGGGCAUGUGUGGUCUUUCCUCCAACGAUUCGCGUGUGCGAGCUUCAAUUGCGCAAAUAGUCAACCUCGAGCGACGUGUAACCGAUAUAUCAAUCAGCAUGCAUAUGCUGAUGCAUUAUGUAGUACUCGGUUUGGGAGCACAACAUGAAGAACAGCGAGCUAUUAUCCGUGAGAGGUUGCUUUCUUUCCAGGGUAGGCGAGUGUGGCUAUUCCGUGGACCAGAAUUCAGUCGGGUCCUUGACCACCUGUGGAACGGUGUGGGUGCAGGAGGUGCACCGUUACUUGGGAUGACUAUGUCCGGUCGAGGAAGAACAAUACCUGACGGCGUCCAAAAUGCACUUACUGGGGAACCACUCGCCAUCCUCCCCAAAAAUCAGGCCGUGGUACUUCGGUACCGUCCAGCCCCUGAAAGCGCUUCUCGACUUCGGCCAAUCGCCGGUCUAGUCGCCGUCUUGACCACGCUACUCUGCGGGCUGGCCCAAGCACCCAUACGACUCCCGAUCGGACGACUAGAGUAA
This is a messenger RNA of Rhizoctonia solani, 1392 nucleotides long. Its product is annotated as Fungal specific transcription factor domain. NCBI's taxonomy places the organism in Eukaryota, Fungi, Basidiomycota, Agaricomycetes, Cantharellales, Ceratobasidiaceae. The transcript is spliced from 6 exons. The coding region runs from base 1 to 1392 and encodes 463 amino acids. The record is from RefSeq and is a predicted model, not a curated record.